Triticum aestivum (bread wheat) is the source of this 528-nucleotide messenger RNA. RefSeq names its product mavicyanin-like. Bases 1 to 528 code for a protein of 175 amino acids. The record is from RefSeq and is a predicted model, not a curated record. Lineage: Eukaryota; Viridiplantae; Streptophyta; Magnoliopsida; Poales; Poaceae. Gene Ontology annotation, molecular function: electron transfer activity. The transcript has a single exon. Gene Ontology annotation, cellular component: plasma membrane.
AUGGGGGCUAAAGUUCUUAUGCUGAUCACCAUGGCCAUGGCCAUGCUCGGCAUGGUGCUCGGCGCCAGUCACACGGUGGGCGCGCCGGCCGGAUCAUGGGAUCUGCAGACCAACUACACCCUGUGGGCUUCAAGAACUAGGUUUACCAUCGGCGAUGAGCUCCAAUUUCAGUACUCCACCACCAUGCACAAUGUGGUGGAGGUGAGAAAGGCUGGGUACGACUCCUGCAACAGCUCCAACCCCAUCGCGACGUUCCUGACCGGCAACGAUGUCGUCCCACUUGCAGCCAUAGGGACGCGGUACUUCAUCUGCAGCGUCCCAGGGCAUUGCGCCGCCGGUAUGAAGGCUCAAGUCAACGUGAAGUCGAAGGCUGUGCGGACAGUACAACGGUGCCGAGGGACGGGGAAGCGGCUCCGGUGCCGGUCCGAGACCGUAUUAAGCUCGGCCACGACGGCUGGCACUGAUCAGUCUGCGGUGGCGCAACUAGGUCUGGCCGUUGUCGCGGCUGGUCUCGUGUUGUUCUUUUAG